Messenger RNA from Penicillium daleae, 873 nucleotides. RefSeq lists its product as uncharacterized. Bases 1 to 873 code for a protein of 290 amino acids. The record is from RefSeq and is a predicted model, not a curated record. NCBI's taxonomy places the organism in Eukaryota, Fungi, Ascomycota, Eurotiomycetes, Eurotiales, Aspergillaceae. The transcript is spliced from 3 exons.
AUGCGAUCCUUCUUGAGCAUUCUCUACACUGUGUUGUUGCUGGGUGUACUUACCUCGGCCUGGUCAUGGGAUGGGCUGUUGGCCGAGCGGGGUGACACCCUGGACAGACGAGCAGACUCGACCACCACUGACGCUGCCAGCACCGGUUCGGGUACUACUGAUGCUGGCAGUACCUCCUCUGGCUCUACUGCCUCCGGAACCUCCACGGGAACCAACACCGAUGCCACGACGACGGGAACUGGAACUUCAACGGGUACCGGAACUUCAACGGGUACCAGCACUGGCACCAACACGAAGAGCAAUACCAAGACCAAGACCACCGCGACGUCUUCGAUCUCAAUUGACCCUGCUGCUGGUGCCGGAGGUAUCUCGAUGAUCACCCCGGCCGCUACGUCCACCACCUACUUCAAGGUCGGAUACAACGCAACUUUCGUGUGGAAUUAUACCUCGCUCUCGGUCACCCCAUCUGCCAUCGACGUUGUGGCUUCCUGCAGUCUGAACAGUCAGACCUAUACCCUCGCCUCGAACAUGAGUGUGGACCCCACGGGCACCUUCAUCUGGGACACCGACAAGUACCAGGCUUCCCAGACGAUCUCCCUGUUGACUGCGACCUACACGCUGUUCGUAAUCGAUGCAGACAAGUCGCUUGACGACACUGCUCAGGCAGGCUACUUGAGUGGACAAAUUGGAUACAGCUUCGGCAUGUACCGCCGGGAGUCUUACACUCCUCUCAAUGAAUUCAAAUGUGCCACCUGUAGCGGCGCCAUCUCCGACAUCCAACGCCAAGGCCUCAAAUUCGCCGUGGGCAUGGCCCUCAUCACCAUCCUCUCCUUCACCUGGUUCGUCGGUGGGGCUGGCCUUCUCUAUACUUGA